Messenger RNA from Microthlaspi erraticum, 336 nucleotides. The record is from the annotation of a GenBank genome assembly. NCBI's taxonomy places the organism in Eukaryota, Viridiplantae, Streptophyta, Magnoliopsida, Brassicales, Brassicaceae.
AUGACAACUCCACAGGUGAAGACUGGUUUGUUCGUUGGGUUGAACAAGGGACACGUUGUCACCAGACGUGAAUUGGCUCCUCGUCCUCGUUCUCGCAAAGGAAAAACGAGCAAAAGGACACUCCUUAUCAGAGGCUUGAUAAGGGAAGUUGCUGGGUUUGCUCCAUAUGAGAAGAGAAUCACUGAGCUGUUGAAGGUUGGUAAAGACAAACGUGCUCUCAAGGUUGCCAAGAGGAAGUUGGGUACCCACAAGAGAGCCAAGCGAAAGAGAGAGGAGAUGUCCAGUGUUCUCCGCAAGAUGAGGUCUGGUGGAGCUGCAACUGAGAAGAAGAAGUGA